AGUAAAGUGAUAUCAUCUUCAUUCGGCUUUGUUCUUUUGAUAUUUUUGCAUCAAACUCAGACAGUUUUGGUGUAUAAUACAACAAAAACUUAAAUAUGUUUUCCUGUGUGAAAGGGGCUGAUAUGUCAUCACAAGUUGUUUCACCUUAGCUGUGCCCUUUUAAGUUUCCGUGUAACCGUGAGCACAAAUGCAAAAGAUCCUCCCCAUCUGAGUUAUCAAUAGGCUGUAUUAUCACUCAUCUUCCCUCAUCAUUUUCCGCACCUUCUCCCUCCCUCCUUUUCUGUCCAUCUCCUCCCUCUGCGCCUUUUUACGCACAAAACAAGUCAGAGCGCACACACGGCUGCCGGAGAAAACAGGAGAGACAAUAGGCAGUACUUCGGGUCAUCAUGGUAUUUGGAUUUUUACCGUAGGCAACAUGCUCGGCGCUUUGUGAGGUACAGGUGGAUAAUCUGCGAUCGCGUCUGUUCAUUUACUAGUCUAAAGUUUCCCCAGGUUUUAAUGUUGCCAACCGAGAUUUCAGGAGGAGUGUGUUUCACCUCAAGCGAUCACACUGAGGGGAGGAGAGAAGGGAUGAAAACAGAGGAGAGCCAGCAGUCCUGUCUGCAGCAGCCUCCAUCCUCCACGCCUUUCGGUCCAGAGUACAGAGGAGGAGAGGUGUGUGCGGGCUGCGAGUCUCCCAUCGCCGACCGCUUCCUGCUGCGCGUGAAUGAGCGUUCCUGGCACGAGACCUGUGUCAAGUGCGCCGUGUGUUUAAGCGCGCUCACUGGGACUUGUUACAGCCGGGACCGCCUGCUGUACUGCAAGCACGACUAUGAAAAGCUUUUUGUAAGAAAGUGCAGUGCCUGCUUGCAAGUCAUUGGACGUUCUGAGCUGAUAAUGCGUGUGCUAGGCCAGGUAUACCACCUGGGCUGCUUCAGCUGCUGUGAGUGUGAACGUCGGCUGCAGAGAGGUGAUGAGUUUGUGCUGAAAGAAGGCCAGCUGCUCUGCCGCAUGGACUAUGAAAAGGAGAGGGAAAUGCUGGCUGCCAUCAGCCCUACACCAACUGAAUCAGUAAAAAGUGAGGAUGAGGAUGGUGGAGGAGGCUCCGGAGGAGGGAAAGGUGGUGAUGAAGGCAAGGAGCACAAGCGUUCAAAACGUCCACGCACUAUCUUGACCACACAGCAGCGGCGUGCUUUCAAGGCCUCCUUUGAAGUGUCAGCCAAACCAUGCCGUAAGGUGAGAGAGACACUGGCUGCAGAGACUGGGCUGACAGUGCGUGUUGUUCAGGUGUGGUUUCAAAACCAGAGAGCCAAGAUGAAAAAGUUAGCUCGCCGACAGCAACAGCAGCAGCAGCAGCAGCAGGAACAAGAGCAGCUGGGAGGCACCAGGAGGGGACCGAGCAGAGGGGGCCGCCAAAGCAAUGACGACAGCGAGGUUUUGGGCAUUUUGAAUCUUUAUAUAGAUGGAUCUAGUACCCAUGGCAUGGAUGGGAUGCUGGGAUAUCCAUCUCUGCCACGUCAGCAGCUCCUUGCUCUGGACCCCAACAUUUAUGGUGGAGAGCCAUUUCGACAUGGGCUUACACCACCUCAACUGAAUAGCGAGCAGCUCCACUCCUAUGACUCAGAAACAGUGUUCCAUGACCUGGACAGCGAUGGAAGCCUUGGUCACCUUGGCGACUGCCUCUUAGCAACAGGGGAGGGCGGUCUCCUGGCAGGGCGAGUGGGAAAUCCCAUCGACCGUCUGUACUCCAUGCAGAACUCUUAUUUCACCUCCUGA
Messenger RNA from Haplochromis burtoni (Burton's mouthbrooder), 1755 nucleotides. RefSeq names its product LIM homeobox transcription factor 1, alpha-like (gene lmx1al). NCBI's taxonomy places the organism in Eukaryota, Metazoa, Chordata, Actinopteri, Cichliformes, Cichlidae. Gene Ontology annotation, cellular component: nucleus. Gene Ontology annotation, biological process: neuron differentiation; regulation of transcription by RNA polymerase II. Bases 499 to 1755 code for a protein of 418 amino acids. The record is from RefSeq and is a predicted model, not a curated record. Gene Ontology annotation, molecular function: RNA polymerase II transcription regulatory region sequence-specific DNA binding; DNA-binding transcription factor activity, RNA polymerase II-specific. The transcript has 9 exons.